AUGGCUUCAGAGGACACAGUCGAGUACGAGGUGGAUCAUUUAGUGAUUGGCGCUGGCGUGGUGGGACUAGCAAUCGCUGAAAGACUGGCUGCCCGGGGAGGCGGAUCCACUCUGCUCGUAGACAAGAACCCAGCCGUAGGGCAGGAAACGAGUGAAGUCAUCCACGCCGGGAUCUAUUAUCCUGCCGACUCUCUCAAGACCCAGCUCUGCAUUCGUGGCAAUGAGUUGAUGUAUGACUUUUGCGAAAAGUUUAACGUUGAGCACCGCCAGACAACUAAAUGGGUCGUAGGCCAAACAGAUGCUGACCUCGCAUAUCUCGAAGGGCUUUCCCACAAAGCCCAGAAUCUUCUACUACCGACGAAACGGAUGCCGGGACCUGCAACCUUUAUGCUGACACAGGAACAGAUGCGAAACCAGGAGCAGUAUGUGCACGGAAAGGCAGCACUGGUGUCAACGCGGACUGGAAUCGUAGAUGUACAUGGACUGAUGAACGUGCUAGAAGCCAGGAUUCAGGACCACGGAGGGGACGUGGUUUUGCAGUGUGAGGUCAUGGCUAUGGAGCGGAUAUACACCAGUGGAGGGAGUAUUGGAAGUCGAGAAAAAGAUCACAAGGACAUGGAGCCGCCCGCAGGGGGGAGUGGUGGGUUCAGGGUCAGAAUGACUUCUCCUGCAGGACCUGUCAUUGUCAAGGCUGCCUCUGUGAUCAAUAGCGCAGGAUUGCAUGCCAGCAAAGUGUAUAGUUUACUACGACAACCAUAUGCAACAACACAGACAAAGGAAGAAAACAAAGAAACCCACUCUAUGAACAGCAAAAACAUAUCAUCACCACUACCGCUGUUCAAGCUACAUUAUUGCAAAGGCCACUAUUAUGGGUACUCUGGACCUGCCCUAGUCUCGCGUCUGAUCUACCCAGUGCCCGACAAGAACCUGGCCGGUCUGGGAACGCAUCUCACUCUGGAUCUGGCGGGACGUAUGAGGUUCGGUCCUGACAUUUUAUACGUCGACCGACUGGAUGAUUAUACAAUUGAUCAGUCGACGGUAGGCUCCCCUUCGUCCAUAGAGGCAGUGUCGAAGGUGAUCCAGACCUACCUGCCCGCAGUCAAGUCGUCGUCACUGUAUGCAGAUUACGCUGGCAUAAGACCGAAACUAGCAGGUCCUGGGGAACCGUUCCGGGACUUUGUGAUUCAUCAUCAUAACGGCUUUGUCAACCUGGCAGGAAUCGAAAGUCCUGGCCUAACAUCGUCUCUCGCAAUUGCAGAAUAUAUUGAAAAGCUACUUUAUUAA
Molecule: messenger RNA, 1284 nt
Organism: Gamsiella multidivaricata
Lineage: Eukaryota; Fungi; Mortierellomycota; Mortierellomycetes; Mortierellales; Mortierellaceae
Product: FAD dependent oxidoreductase
Exons: 3
Coding region: 1-1284 (427 amino acids)
Cellular component (GO): mitochondrion
Molecular function (GO): (S)-2-hydroxyglutarate dehydrogenase activity; (S)-2-hydroxy-acid oxidase activity
Source: RefSeq, a predicted model, not a curated record